AAAAGCGUUUUGAAUGAAGAUGUGUAGAGGCAACGCAAUGAUAUUUGUCGGGGUGUUAUUUAGUCUUUUUUUAAUUCUCAUGCCAAGAACGUGGAACUGCGUUGCUUCCAGAAACAGUAAAACACUAAAAAGUAGUCUGAAUAUCAGAAUAAAUAAAAAUCUAACUAGCAUCUUAAUCGAGGCGGGUUCUAACAACCGCAAAAAUGUCGAUCAGGUUUCAUCGUCAGUAAAUAAAUCUACUGCUGCAAAGACCACGGCUACAAUUGCACCGAAAACUACCCGUGUACCGAAAACUACGACAACAGCAAGUUUCCACACUGAAGACUUGAAUGAGAGUAUCGAUAAGAAUGUUGAGAGAAGAGUCUGGAACAAACACGUUAAAAAUGAACCCCUGGAACUAGAGUGUCCUCCUCUGGGUCUGGAGUCCCUGCGUGUUAAAGAUAGAGACCUGCGGGCCUCCUCCUAUAAGAGGCGAGGACUUGGCCCGCACAGGGGCCGCCUAAACAUCCAGUCUGGCAUUGAAGAUGGUGACAUCUAUGAUGGGGCAUGGUGUGCCCAGUAUAAGGACCAGAACCAGUGGCUGGAGCUGGAUGCCCACCGCCUCACCCUCUUCACCGGUGUCAUCCUACAAGGUCGCAGCUCUAUUUGGAGCUGGGACUGGGUGGAAACCUACAAGGUACAGCUGAGUAAUGACUCCUUGGCGUGGAAGCCCACAAUGAAUGGGACAGUUGAGGUGGUGUUUGUGGGGAACGAGGAUGCUGAGACGCCCGUGCUGGCCCUCUUGCCAGAGCCGAUGGUGGCCCGCUACCUCCGCAUCAACCCCCAAACCUGGUACGAGAAUGGGACGGUGUGCCUGCGGGCCGAAGUGCUGGGCUGUGUCCUUCCAGAACCAAAAACUGUCUACACUGUAGAGGCAGAGCAAGGCUCAGAGGACAAGCUGGACUUCAAGCAUCACAACUACAAAGAGAUUAGGAAGCUCAUGAAGGCGGUUCAUGAGGAAUGUCCUGACAUCACGCGAAUCUACAGCAUUGGGAAAAGCCACAUGGGCCUCAAGCUGUAUGUCAUGGAGAUCUCUGACAACCCGGGCAAACACGAACUGGGUGAACCAGAGUUUCGCUAUGUGGCGGGGAUGCAUGGCAACGAGGUCCUGGGUCGGGAGCUGGUCCUGAACCUGAUGCAGUACCUUUGUGCUGAAUACAAGAGGGGCGACCAGCGCAUAGUCCGUCUGGUGAAGGAGACCCGCAUCCACCUACUGCCCUCCAUGAACCCCGAUGGCUAUGAGAUGGCCUAUAAGAAGGGCUCUGAGCUUGCCGGGUGGGCGUUUGGUCGUUACAGCUAUGAAGGGAUUGACAUGAACCACAAUUUUGCUGACCUCAACUCCAUUAUGUGGGAUGCCAUGGAAAGGGAGUCAGACAAGUCCAAGCUAAUCAACCACUACUUCCCUAUCCCAGAGUACUACAUGUCUGAAGAGGCCUUCGUUGCCGCAGAAACCCGUGCCGUCAUCCACUGGAUGAAGAGCAUCCCUUUUGUGCUGAGUGCAAACUUGCACGGGGGGGAGCUAGUGGUCACCUAUCCCUUUGACAUGACCCGUGACUGGGCCCCACAUGAGCACACGCCUACCCCAGAUGACAGCUUCUUCCGCUGGCUGGCCACGGUCUAUGCCAGUACUAACCACGUCAUGUCCAACCCUGACCGCAGGACAUGUCACCAUGACGACUUCCUGCGCCACAACAACAUCAUCAAUGGCGCAAACUGGCACACUGUCCCAGGCAGCAUGAAUGACUUCAGCUACCUGCACACCAACUGCUUUGAGGUAACGGUGGAGCUCUCCUGUGACAAGUUCCCCCAUGCCAGCGAGCUGUCCAUUGAGUGGGAGAACAACAAGGAGUCCCUUCUGAUCUACAUGGAGCAGGUUCACCGUGGAAUCAAGGGCUUAGUGAUGGACAAAGACACCAGGGUCGGCAUAGCCGAUGCCAUCAUCCAAGUGGACGACAUUGACCACCACAUGAGAUCAGCGGCUGGUGGAGACUACUGGCGGCUGCUGAACCCAGGAGAAUACGAGGUCACUGCAAGCGCUGAGGGCUACUACCCCGUCACACAGAGGUGCCGCGUGGAGUACUAUCACUACCCUACCCUCUGCGACUUCCACCUCACCAAGACACUCAAGCAGAGGCUGAUCGACAUCCUGGCCAAGGGUGGCAAGAUCCCAAACAGCGUGAAGAAGCGUCUGCACCAACUGCGGCUGCGCAGGCUGCAUGCCAACACCCAGACCAGCAACCGGCGCCGGGCCCGGGGGCGCAGGGCAAGGGCCAUCCGUCACUAAGCAGUGUGCAGUCUCUCUCUUCUGAGAGCCAUUCAGGGCUGUCAUUUCUUGUUUUCUGUCAACAGCACCGCUUCACGGACAGUGUCAUCAAAAAUAUGCGUGCGCAUUUUGGCAAUGCAAGUACAAUUCCGUUAUUAUGGA
Molecule: messenger RNA, 2464 nt
Organism: Conger conger (European conger)
Lineage: Eukaryota; Metazoa; Chordata; Actinopteri; Anguilliformes; Congridae
Product: probable carboxypeptidase X1
Exons: 13
Coding region: 14-2323 (769 amino acids)
Biological process (GO): proteolysis
Molecular function (GO): metallocarboxypeptidase activity; zinc ion binding
Source: RefSeq, a predicted model, not a curated record